GUGAGACAUUAAAGAGAAGAAGGUGAGACAUUAAAGAGAAGAAGGUGAGACUUUAAAGAAGGUGAGACAUUAAAGAGAAGAAGGUGAGACAUUAAAGAGAAGAAGGUGAGACAUUAAAGAGAAGAAGGUGAGACAUUAAAGAGAAGAAGGUGAGACAUUAAAGAAGGUGAGACAUUAAAGAGAAGAAGGUGAUACAUUAAAGAGAAGAAGGUGAGACUUUAAAGAAGGUGAGACAUUAAAGAGAAGAAGGUGAGACAUUAAAGAGAAGAAGGUGAUACAUUAAAGAGAAGAAGGUGAGACAUUAAAGAGAAGAAGGUGAGACUUUAAAGAAGGUGAGACAUUAAAGAUGGCCGCCAGAGACGAGCGGCUGUCUCCCGUGCGCAGCUUCACCGUCAGCAGCUUGAGGGUGGAGCAGGAAAGAUGGCGGGUGUUGGAGGAGGGGCAGCAGGUGGUCCUCAGCAGCUUCUUCAACACUCCGGACUACACAGACCUGUUCGUCUGCCGGGGCGCUGGCGGCGGACUCUCCGUCAGCCUUGACUUCCCUCUAAAUGUCCCCACUAAAGUCAUCUGCGUCUCCAAGACCGGCCCUGAAGUUAUCACCAAAGAAAAUGUCCGACAUAUUUUAACAAUCCAAGAAGUUCAGGGAAGAAACGCAAAGAGCUUCAUCACGGCUGCUUGUGAGGAGGCUGAAGGUGUCCUCUGCUGUCAGGUGACCUGCCCAUCUCUUAGCAACCCAGAGACGAGCAGAAGCGUACCCGAGGCGGCCAUGAGGUUCAUGGCGCGCCAGAGGUACGAGGCGCUGCUGAUGAAGGUUCAGGUAGAGGGACGCACCUGUCUGGCUUAUCCCGACGGCCUUCAUGAUGACGCUGGAGGGCGCAGGAAGUUGUCAGACAUGAAGCUGCUCCACGCCUGUGAUUCAACGAUUAUGGAGUGGGCGGGGCUUGUGUCAGAGUUCCUGCAGCAGGACUCGUCUCAGCCGGUUCUGGACGGACUGGAGCCACUGCCCUUAGAGGAGUUUAACUUCUGGGGGACCAGACUGAAGAACCUGCACUUCAUCCAGCAGCAGUUGAUGAGCAGCAGAGCUCAGCAGGUGAUGUCCAUUGUCCAGAGGGCAGAGAGCGUCUACUGGUCCACUCUGAGAGACAUUUACAGUGAUGUCCAGGAAGGUCUGGACGAGGCUGAGGACGUGAUUUUGAACCUGAAUCCUGUACAGGAGAAGCUGGAGGAGCUGGAGCAGAUGGAGUACCAGCAGCUGGGAGGCAACAUAGCUGCUGUGAUGGAGGAGAUGCGACUGGUGUGGAUCAGGUCUGAGUUCUACUGUAAACCCUGCAGGAUCGUGAUCCUGCUGCAGGAGAUCUGUAACCUGUUCAUACAGAUGAGCAGGAAGUUCCUGCAAGGGAAGGAUUUGAUGAGUGGUCUAGUGUCAGACCCUGGUCUGGGGCUGGAUGAUGUCAAACUAGUGAUCUGGACCCUGCAGAGCCUCAAAGAGGCAUACAGUCAAUGCAGGACCCAGCUGGAGAAGCAGAAGCAGGACGGAGACACUCAGAGCUGGGACUUUCCUUCACACCUGGUCUUCUUCAGCCUGGACAACUUCCUGCUGCACCUGCAGAGAAUCCAGGAGGUGUUCUGUGUCAGCCUGCAGCUGCAUAAUUUGAACUCCACUCCCUUGUCGGGUGUUGGAGGCAGGAUGUGGACUGAUGUGGUCCAGGGGGUAUAUCAGGAUUUCCUCUGUCACGUGACGGUUAUGUCUGACUGUAGCUGUGACCCCACCGACCCCGACGACCAGAGCCUCCAACUGCACCUGGAUCAGUUUUGGGUUCAGGUUUUGGACCUGGAGAGACGGCUAGUGUCGGUCCUAAGCAGAGCCUUUGAGGCCUGCUGCGUCUCCUCCUCUGGAGCAAAGCUGGUGAAGAUGUUCGGGUUUAUCCUGGAACGUCCUCUGAUCCAGGAUCAGCUGCGUCCUCACCUGAUCAAGCUGGAGGAGCUGGUCCUGGAGGAGCUGGAUCAGAUCGAGCUGCUGUUCUACAGUCAGAGAGCGAACUCCCACACAUUCAGCCGGUUCAGUCCGUCAGCUGCAGCCAGACUCUGCUGGACUCAACAGCUCAGACUGAGAGCUGAAGACACCGUGAACCACUACAGAACUGUUCAACAGCUGUACUUGGACUCGGGUGCAUCCCAGCUGGUCCUGCAGAGGUUGCAGCAGAUUGUGUCCCUUCUGCAGGACUUCAGAGACCGAGUGAGGUCCGGCUGGAGUUCUCUGCUGGACUCUGACUGUGGGUUCAUCCUGGAGAAACCCCUGAUCCAGAACCUGCAGCAAGGCAUGCUGGGAGUUAACUGCAGCCACAAGCUGCAAGUGGUGCUGAGGGAGCUCAGGUAUGUGAGCAGGGAGACCGAUGUGGAGCUCCGCCCCCACGCUGCUCGACUCUUCACCUGCAGAGAUGACAUCACCCUGAGCUACCUGAGCUUGGGUCACAUGGUGUCCUGUUACGAGCAGGUGGCGAGUGACGUCCUGCCGGUGGAGCUUCCUCUGAUCCAAGAUCAGCUGCAAGACCUGUACCAGAAUCUAUCAGAACUGCAGAGCUACACCUGGAGCAGUGAAGGUGUGCAGCAGCUGGUGGAGCAAAAGAGAGAGCGACUGCUGCUCUUCCACUCCUCAGUGAUCCAGGCCAGAGCCAACAUGGCUGCCAUGACGUGCAUCAUCCAGGGCUGGGCGGAGCUUCACCUGCUGCAGCACUCGGGUGACUCAGUGCUGGGGGGCGGGGCUACAGAGCAGAGCUACAGACGCAUCAGAGAGGAGGGAAAGGAGCUGCUCAGGUUGACACAGGCGAACAGGAGUCUGUAUGGCGCUGAAGACUCCUCUGAGUCCUGGAUCCGGUAUCUAGACCACAUCGAUGACAAAGUCCAGGACGGACUGUUCCAGCUGGUGCUCAGAUCCCUGCACUUCCUGGUUGAAAACAUGAACCCAAAGAGCUGCAGUGUGCUUCUACAGGCCAGUCUGCAGCUGCAGGAAACAGGAAGUGUGUUUGAGCCGUCAGUGGGCGGCGGCCUCUCUGACUUCCUGCAGACCAUCAUCUCUGACGUCUAUGCAGCAGCCGGUCUGCCACCGAGGAUCUCUGUGAGCCGCCACGGCAACUACCAGGUGUCCCUGCAGCAGAGUCCGGAUCUCUCUGCUUUGGAAAAGGAAGCGAUGCAUCACCUGCUGCAGGUGAGGGAGGAGGCGGAGCGUCUGUCGGCGGGGCUGGACAGGUACUCGUACCUGUGGCUGAGCGACAGGAAGGAGAUGAUGCAGGAGUUCCUUACCUACAGCAGACAGCUAGGACCUGAGGAGCUGGAGGUGAAGGUGGCCCCACCUACCCUGAAGGACUUCCAGAGAGAGAUGGAGUCCCUCCACAGACUGAGCAGAGAGGUGGCUCAGCUGCAUGACGUCAUCGUUCUGCACAGCUGGCUGCAGGUGGACCUCCGACCCUUCAAAGACUCCUUACUGUCAAUCAUACACGACUGGAAACACCUGUACACAAAGUACCUGCUGGACUCGGUUAGUGACAGUCUGCAGCAGCUCACUCAGCAUGGUGACGAUGAUGAAGAGUCCCCAUCUUCCUCACGCUUCCCUCUGUCAGAAACCAUCAUCCUGCUGGAAGCUGCAGGAGUCGAGCUGCCUGAACACCUGUCAGCUCAGCUACAGUGCUGAUCACCUGAAGAGGAAACAGCUGACUCAUGAUGAUGAUGUCAUGAUUAAAGGUUCAUUUCAUGCUGAUCACCUGAGUUCUGUCGUGAACUUGAACCAACAGGUGGUUUGUUAGAGCCGUAGAUUCAGUUACGAAUCAUGAUUUAUUUGUAUGAUCUAAAGACGUUCCUUAAGUUACAUUCAUAUUCUAAAUAAUGGAAUUAUUGAUAUUAAGCUGAUGAGUAUCAGCUGGUAUAAUAUAGAUGUAGAGGAAGGUCCGAGUCUUUGACCUCACGUUAGAGCUUGUUAGAUGCAUUAAAAAGUGAAACGCGUACAAUGAAGUGGAAAUACUGAAGGCUGUUAAGAUGACAAUGAAGUUAACGAUGCUCGUUUUGCUGUCAUAAAGGAACAUGGGUCCUGUAGGUCUACGCUACACAACGUCCUGUAGGUCUACGCUACACAACGUCCUGUAGGUCCACGCUACACAACGUCCUGUAGGUCCACGCUACACAACAUCCUGUAGGUCCACGCUACACAACGUCCUGUAGGUCUACGCUACACAACGUCCUGUAGGUCCACGCUACACAACGUCCUGUAGGUCUACGCUACACAACGUCCUGUAGGUCUACGCUACACAACCCGUUCACUCUGCUCGGCAUCUACCAAUUGACUUGUGACUCCGAGCUAAACACUCAAAUUCAAGACUGUUUGCUGUCCUGGCUCCUCAGUGGUGGAACCAGCUCCCCA
Molecule: messenger RNA, 4411 nt
Organism: Cyclopterus lumpus (lumpfish)
Lineage: Eukaryota; Metazoa; Chordata; Actinopteri; Perciformes; Cyclopteridae
Product: dynein heavy chain 17, axonemal-like
Exons: 22
Coding region: 347-3688 (1113 amino acids)
Source: RefSeq, a predicted model, not a curated record